Dunckerocampus dactyliophorus (ringed pipefish) is the source of this 1865-nucleotide messenger RNA. RefSeq names its product doublesex and mab-3 related transcription factor 2b (gene dmrt2b). The record is from RefSeq and is a predicted model, not a curated record. Lineage: Eukaryota; Metazoa; Chordata; Actinopteri; Syngnathiformes; Syngnathidae. Gene Ontology annotation, biological process: regulation of transcription by RNA polymerase II; sex differentiation. Gene Ontology annotation, cellular component: nucleus. Bases 444 to 1751 code for a protein of 435 amino acids. Gene Ontology annotation, molecular function: DNA-binding transcription factor activity, RNA polymerase II-specific; RNA polymerase II cis-regulatory region sequence-specific DNA binding. The transcript has 4 exons.
CAAUAGGGAACGUUGACUUUCUUGCAGGUGGGCUCCCCCAAAUGUUUGCUCAAGGUGCUGCGCCAGGACUUGGAAGCAUUGUGGUCCUCUUGUUUUUAGAAGGCGCGUCAGAUAGCAGCUGAGAGGGGCUUAACAUUUCAAACCUCUGGCGGUAGGCUGCAAAGUUUCCACCCUGAAACACUGUUAACAGUUGCAGGUUGGAUCAGGAGAGACAGUGCUGGUGCUCAGUUGGAUGUGAAAGGAUCACACUUAUCUCUGAAGGGGACAGAUUUGUUUUUUUUUUUAUUCCAGUAGCUAUUUUUCCUGCAAACAAGACUGGAAUAGUUCCAAAAAAGUGAAAAGAGGAGGAAUCGUGUGCGUAUUUUUUCUGUUAUUUUGGAGUAUUUUACCAGUAGAUGACUUAACUGCCUGUCAUGUAAUAGCCAUCAUCAUCUAAGUUUAAGAUGUCCACUCAGGUGGAAGGAAGCCUGCAGCUGGAAACAUCAGACAAACUUGAUGCACCAAAAUCUGAAGAGUUUUUUGACGUGACAAGUCCUGAUGGAUGCUUGGGAGCGCACGGCAGUCCAUUGCUGACCACCGGGCAGGGUGGAGAAAGGAAAACGUCCCAGCAGGAGAAGCCUCUCAAGAUGACCCGCAGUCCUAAAUGCGCUCGCUGUCGGAAUCACGGCGUGGUUUCGUGCUUGAAAGGCCACAAACGCUUGUGCCGCUGGAGGGACUGUGGCUGUGCCUGCUGCCUGCUGGUGGUGCAGCGGCAGCGAGUGAUGGCGGCGCAGGUCGCACUGAGGCGGCAGCAGGCAGCGGAGGUCAGGGGGGCACUAUGUCAGGGCAAGAGGGGUGUCAAGUGUGGGCCUCAAUCACAGAGAACACCAUUUCUGCAUUUGACUACGGAGAUGGCAGAGCAAAGCAUGAUGCAGACGAAGAGCCUCCUGCAGGGGCUGAGGCCACCAGAGGGUGACGCUUCCCGUCACUCCAAGCAGACACGGCGUGACCAUGCGCACUUUACAAGCCCCUCCAUCAGCGCCCGCAUGAGAAAGAGGCGAGCCUUCGCCGAUAAGGAGCUGGAGAACGUGAUGCUGGAGAGGGAGAUCAGACAUAGAGAACUCCAGGCUGACCUCUCCUUUUCCUACUCGACCUUUCUCCCCAUGCUUCAUCCAUUACCUCUACCCGCCACCCCUAUCUUGCAGUCUUUCAACAAAGCCCCUUCAUCUACAGGAUCAUCCAGCCAUGUGUGUGAAAGAUUUACGCCUUUGCAUGACUUCCACUUCUAUCAGUGCUUCCAUUUUAAGAGCACAUCCUGCACAGAAACCGACUGUGGCAACUUCCAAAUCUACGAAAGCUCAGGUCAAUGCAGGGAUAAGAAGGAGGUGCAACAUGCCUGGAAAAGCUGUGAGAAGAAAGAGCCAUCUCAGCUGAUCCCUGUGCCUUCGCUACCAACGCCCGAACACCACAGCAGCACUUUGUUGGGUUGUGACCUCGUCAAAGCUCACUCAAAACCAGCAGAAAUUCAAGACUCAAAUGUCACACGCUCUAUUUUUGUAUCAGAUCAGGGGAUACUGGACUUGCCAAAUGUCAGAGCCCCCAGCAGGACCUUUGAUCCGUUAGCGCUGACAGCUAGAGGCUGGUGUGCCGGCACUCCUGCCACACUGGCACCUCCUCGUGAAGACUCUGUCAAGAGCACUCGUGGCAGCUCAGGCAGGACUCCAGCUGUGAAGCCAUUGCCUUUCUCAGUAGAGGCUUUGCUGAGAGCCUGACAAGCCAAAGUGCUGGGAUGUGUUUAUGUGCAGAGUUCACUAUGAAUAUGGACUAUACAAAUACAAAUGGUUACAUGUAUUUCACUGACAGAACCUGGUUUCUAUUAAAAACAA